UUCAGGACUUCCGGUUGGGGAAACAGGCGAAGUGGCGGUGGCUGAAGUGGGCGCAGGGGCUCCCGGCUACAGGACGCUGGGCUGGGGAGAUGUUCCGAACAGCCAUCAUGAUGGCUGCCAGCCUGGCCUUGACCUCUGCUGUAGUGGCUCAUGCCUAUUACCUGAAGCACCAGUUCUACCCGACGGUAGUGUACCUGACCAAGUCCAGUCCCAGCAUGGCGGUUCUAUACAUUCAAGCUUUUGUCCUGGUGUUCCUGUUAGGCAAAUUCAUGGGCAAAGUGUUUUUUGGACAGCUGCGAGCAGCGGAAAUGGAGCAUCUGCUUGAGCGGUCAUGGUAUGCAGUGACCGAGACCUGCCUUGCCUUCACAGUCUUCAGGGAUGACUUCAGCCCUCGUUUUGUGGCCCUUUUCACACUCCUGCUCUUUCUCAAGUGCUUCCACUGGCUGGCAGAAGACCGGGUGGACUUUAUGGAGAGGAGUCCAAACAUUUCCUGGCUCUUCCAUUUCCGCAUUGUCUCUCUGAUGUUGCUGUUGGGCAUCCUGGAUUUCUUGUUUGUCAACCACGCCUACCACAGUAUCCUCACACGGGGAGCUUCCGUCCAGCUGGUGUUUGGGUUUGAAUAUGCCAUCCUCAUGACAAUGGUGCUCACCAUCUUCAUCAAAUACAUCCUGCACUCCAUCGACCUCCAGAGUGAGAAUCCCUGGGACAACAAGGCAGUGUACAUGCUUUACACAGAACUCUUCACAGGUUUCAUCAAGGUGUUGCUGUACAUGGCCUUCAUGACCAUCAUGAUCAAAGUACAUACCUUCCCGCUGUUUGCUAUCCGGCCCAUGUACCUGGCUAUGAGACAGUUCAAAAAGGCUGUGACAGAUGCCAUCAUGUCCCGCCGGGCCAUACGCAACAUGAACACCCUGUAUCCUGAUGCCACCCCAGAAGAGCUGCAGGCCAUGGACAAUGUGUGUAUUAUCUGUCGGGAGGAGAUGGUGACAGGUGCUAAACGCCUACCUUGCAACCACAUAUUCCACACCAGCUGCCUGCGGUCAUGGUUCCAGCGCCAGCAAACCUGCCCCACGUGCCGGAUGGAUGUCCUCCGUGCCUCCCUCCCAACUCAGUCCCAGACGCCCCCUGAGCAGCAGGAGGCAGGGCAGCAGCCGCCAGCACACCAGACUCCGCUGAUUCCUCAGCCACCUAAUUUUCCCCAAGGCGUCCUGCCUCCUUUUCCACCUGGGAUGUUUCCGUUGUGGCCCCCCAUGGGCCCAUUUCCUCCAGUGCCUGGUGCCCAGCCACCCAACAACGCAGAUAACGCUUCAGCUGCUCCUUCCACAUCAGGGACGCAACCCGCAGCAGGCACUUCACGGCCCAGUGGAGGCUCAGCAUCUGGAUCAGACUCCACUGCCCCUACAGGAACAGUGCCAGGUUUCCCCUUCCCUCCACCUUGGAUGGGGAUGCCCUUCCCCCCUCUCUUUGGUUUCCCUCCUAUGCCGGUUCCGCCCUCCGGGUUUGCAGGACUGACUGAAGAAGAGCUGCGAGCCAUGGAAGGCCAUGAACGGCAGCACUUGGAAGCCCGGCUCCAGUGCUUGCAGAACAUUCACACGCUCCUCGAUGCGGCCAUGUUGCAGAUCAACCAGUAUCUCACAGUCCUGGCCACUAUUGGGACGCCCCGCUCUGCACCACCACCAAGCGCUCCAGCCACUUCAGCAUCCUCUCAGGAGACUGCCAGUGCAGAGCCCAGCACCAGCGAACCCACCACUUUCCAGUCCGCUGACAGCACUACUUCGGCAGCAGUGGUCCCAGAUUCCUCAACCCAAGCAGCUCCUUCCCCAGAGGCAGGCGCUGAGGGUUACACAGCCCCAACCGGUCCUCCUGAGCAAGAUGACGAGCCCUCUUCCCUGGAGGAGCCGGAUACAGCAGAGCUGCGCAGGCGUCGCCUUCAAAAACUGGAACUGCCCUCCUCCUCCUCUUCUCAUUGACGUCCCUCCUGCCCCUUUCCGGCGAGCCUUGCUCUGUGCCUCAGUUAACAGUCUGACUGAUUUCGGCCCCCAACCCCAACCCCCAGCAAACAUGGGAUGAGAGCAGAGGGGGAAAACGAGAACUGGACAGCUCAACUGCUGCACCAACAAGUGCCGACACGAUGAGAGGUCACUGGGAAUGCCGUUCGGCAGGGGUGGCUGUGUGGUGGCAGCGGCAGUUCUGCCUCUCGAUGUCCUAAUUCUAAGGGGGGGGCGUAAAUCACCCGUCCCUCCAUCCUGACUGGCCCUGAUCCAGUUACUCUCACCAGUGCGGUAAUGUUUCUUGCUUCCAAAGUCAUGUUUGGUAUCUGGAUAUCAGCUGGACAGACUCAUAGUUGCAAGAGCAGCGCAUUGAGCUUGGGGAAGAACUUCCUUGGGUUAUCCCCUAAACAGGGUGGGAGCUGCCAGUUAAGGGACCUUCCCCCAACUGGAAAGGAGCUGUUUCACCUACAUAUAAUCUCUCACCACCACCCCCUCCCCCCGGUUUGGACCGCCAGCUUUCUAGUUCUGUAGUGGUUUUGUGUGGACUCCUCCUUUUCCUGGGAGGAAAGCAGCAGUAAUAAAUGGGGAAGAGCUGACUGAGGUGUGUAUGUUUUGCCACCUGUAGGUGGAGGUAAAAUGCAGGAGGCCUUCUCAGGAUAGCUGAGCGUGGAACCACAGCCGUCUUCCCAAGGCCUCGCUCCCAUCUCCAAAACCACCUGCCUGUGGUGGGAGCCAAAGUUGCCUAGGAGGAGCUUGGAAUUGCAUCCUGCGGACUUUGAACUGUGUUUCUGGGCCAGCGUUGAGACUGCAGAGACAGGGAGAGAUCUUUCUGCUCCUGGCUGCAUCUGACUGGAUUGUAAACUUGCGUGUGCCCUCCUUAUUUUCACAGAUUUGUGGGGUGGCUUUUCAGUGCAGUAAACUUGUGACUUGAAUCCAUUUUCUCCUUGUGCUUCCUUAUUUGGCUUAAAAAACAACAACCACGAAACACAUCCCCAACAACAAUUCUUGUGGUGUGAGUUAAGGCAAGCAAUAGUUAGCUGUAGCAGUUCUGGCAUGGUGUUCCCCAAGGGGGUUUGGGAAGGGAUGCGUGAUCUUGGAGGUAUCUGCCUUGCCCUGCCAAACGUCCUUGGCUGCUUCACCUUCCUGGUUUAAGGAUGGGUCAGGUGGUGAUGGGGACUUUGCUGAUGCAGCCCUAGGAGCUCCAUGGUGGCUGCUCCUUGAUUCUAGUACUGAGCAAUCUGCUACAGACCAUGGUCAAGAGAAGCCCAGUAGAACUGACUUAGGAACUCACUUAAAGUAUAUUCUUGUCCAGGAGAACUCUGCUGUGUAGUUCUCUAGAAUCAAGCCCUGAGUUUCUGACUAGCACGCCUCCCCCUCUCCGAAACAGCUUUUUAGAAUUUGGAUCUGCCGCUGCUCUGUGCACGAGCUUUUCAGUCUUGCUCCAACACAGCAAAGCUCGUGCAAAAGCUGUUGCAGGCAGUACAGGUCGUCGUUUAUCUCCCUGCAGAAGGUGCUAGGAAACUGAAUUUGGCUAUACUUCCUAUGUUGGUCCAACUUUUUGGGUUUUUGGACAUAAUGUUCCCUUUUAUCUGUCUGGUGUAGUGUGCUUGUAUUUCCACCCAUUAAUGGUGUAUAUAGAAAAUGCUUAGGAUCCAAAAGACUGUGUGUGUGUGGAGGGAGGACUUCUGUGCAUAUAGUGGGGCUUCUGCCAACGACAAACCAGACUAGGUGGCAAACUGCUCCCAAGCCUUGGAAAAGACCUGCUGUGACAGUACAAGGAAGCCUACACAUGAGCAAGAACCGCCACAGAAGCCCCAGUGCAUGUUCAGAAGUAUUUGCUAGAGCGCCAUCAGUGUGUGCGCGUGUCUCUUGGAACCAUGGUUUUGUGUGAGAUGCAAUGAAGUCUCUAUAAUUUUAAACGGCUGUAGGUGUUUAUGGCAGGAAUUGGGACAUGUCCGGCGUGGGGAGGGGCUUUGAGUGCUGGAGCCAACAGUAUUUUCUAACUUUGGAUUUCCAUAAUCCAAGUGGGUGGAGUUGCUUGACUCUCUUAUGGGGGGGUCCCUAUAUACAUGCUUGGUAGGGGGAAAUACUCUGUACUGCUGCUUCUGCAGAGAAGGGGGGUGUUGUCUGUCCUACACCAUCUUCCCACAUCCCUAGCUCAACACUGUGGUGUUUCAGGAAACUGGAACUUUGUUCCAUUCAGGUACACCUGCUUUAUAGCUGAGAUUCUUGAGAUCAGACCCGGUCCGCUUUUCAAGAUAGGCGUGUCACCUUUUCUUCUUUAAAAAGCCCCAGGGCUUUUUUCUAAGGAAGAAUAGUAGUUUUAAGAGUGGUUAUUAACUCUCAGAUGCAGUAUUAAAAUUGGCUUUUUGGCAGAAUAGUGAGUAAUGUAGACCUGCUUUACUUCCUGGGCUGUCACUUUGCUGCUUGGGGUGAAAGCAGCGUAGCUCUUCUGUUCUUGUGUUUGGAAGAAGCACGCCAGGGAUUGUUCAAAGUAUUGCGUUAAAUAGAAGAUUUCGGUCAAGGCUUCUAAUAACUUAAACUUCCUUGGUAGUGAAUAGAAGGACUUCAGUCUGGAUACAGUGGCUUUUUUGCCCACCUGCCUGCAGUGAGGGUGAGAGGAAUAUGUCGUUUUUGGACAGGAAGCAGUUGGCAGUCCCACAGCCAGUCUGUCUCUGGAGCAAAGCUGCUUUUGUAAGAAUGUGAUAAAUAACUGACUACGCCCAGGUGUUUCUGCAAGCACAAUCCUCUUGUAAGGGAUGUGCAGAACAAUCAUGAAGUCGAA
Messenger RNA from Gekko japonicus, 4776 nucleotides. It is a transcript of the gene SYVN1, whose product is annotated as synoviolin 1. The coding region runs from base 90 to 1970 and encodes 626 amino acids. NCBI's taxonomy places the organism in Eukaryota, Metazoa, Chordata, Lepidosauria, Squamata, Gekkonidae. The transcript is spliced from 16 exons. The record is from RefSeq and is a predicted model, not a curated record. Gene Ontology annotation, cellular component: cytoplasm.